CGUCUGGCCCCAGGACGAGCCCGAUGCACCCGGGUCUCCAGCCUGGGUCUCCAGCGGGGGGGUCCCCACGCCCAACUCCCUGCCCCCUCCGGCCUGACUGUGGCCGCAGAAGCCAAAAGACAGAGAGAAAUGGAGGCUGGGAGGCUGGGAUGGGUGAGAGGGGAUGACUCCAGAAGAGUACCCCACUCCUUUGAAGAGCCUGGAGGGAGAUGUCAGCCCAGUCUCUUCCUGCAGCAACCCCCCCUACCCAGAAGCCCCCUCGGAUCAUCCGCCCCCGUCCCCCUUCUCGCCCCAGGGCUGCCCAGUCCCCAGGGUCCCACCACAACGGCUCUUCUCCACAGGAAGCUCCCCUCACCUCCAAUGAUGCGCCAACCCCGAUGUGCGCCCCCCUCCCCUGGGAGCCCCCAGCCUCGGCCCUCAAGCCCCCUGCUCUCCUGCUCCCCUCGGCUUCUAAAGCCAGCCUCGACUCCCAGACUUCCCCAGACUCGCCUUCCAGCACCCCCAGUCCAGGUUCCAGGCGCUCCGUCACCCCGGAACCCGCCCCCCAGUCUCCAGUUCCCCCACCCAAACCCUCCGGAUCACCCCACACUCUGCCUUUGCUCCCCAAGGCUGGGGACCUGGCCCAGGGUGGCUCUGCCUCUGCGCCAGGCACUGUGCGGAGACUGGCUGGCAGGUUUGAGUGGGGGACUGAAGGCAAGGUCCAGGCUGCCGAUGCCCUGGAGUCGGGUCCUCAAGGGGCCAUGGAUGUGAAUGGGGAGAGAGAGGCUCCACCUAGCAACCUUGCUGGGAGCGGGUCACAGGAGAAUGGUGCUCCUGAUGCUGCCCCGGCCUGCCCUCCCUGCUGCCCCUGCGUCUGCCACAGAGGCCGGCCUGGCCUGGAGCUCCGAUGGGCACCUGUGGGGAGCUAUGAAGAUGGCCCUAGGGCUUUCUGCCGGGCCUCCCCCCUGAGGACCUCCCGCUCGCGCCCCAACCCUCCAAGCCUCAGUCUUCCCCCCGUGGUCCUUACGUCCUACCGCUCCACUGCCGAGCGCAAACUCUUACCACCCCUCAAAGCCCCCAAACCAGCGUGGGUCAGGCCAGACACCACGGCCCCUGGGGACCGCCUGCAGCCAGAUCCUGAUCUGCCCUCAGAAGACGGAGUCCCAGCAGGGGACAGUCCCGAUGAAGGUCGUCAGGAUACUCCUCCGGCAUCUCUGGAGGGCAGGGACAAGGAGGGGCUGGAGUCACUGAAGGAGCAGAACUGGGAGCUGCCCCUGCAGGACGAACCCCUGUACCAGAACUAUCGAGCGGCGGUGCUGUCGGAAGAGCUCUGGGGGGUCGGCGAGGACGGGUGUCCCUCUCCCACAAACCCCGGCGAGGCUCCCACCUUCGCACGGCCCCCCGGACCUCGCAACACGCUCUGGCAAGAGCUCCCGGCCGUGCAGGCCAGCGGCUUCCUAGACACCCUCAGCUCCCAGGAGAGGCGCAUGCAGGAGAGCCUCUUUGAGGUGGUGACCUCCGAGGCCUCCUACCUGCGCUCCCUGCGGCUGCUGACGGACACCUUUGUGCUGAGCCAGACCCUCCGGGACACGCUCACCCCCCGGGACCACCACACCCUCUUCUCCAACGUGCAGCGAGUCCAGGGAGUCAGCGAGCGGUCAGUGGGGGCCUGUCCGAGCACCAAGCCGGGCCUCAGGCCGCUGAGCACUCCCUUAGCGUGCUGCUUGUCCCAGGUCCUCCCUUCCACGGGCCCAGAUAGCGCCCAGCUCUCGGUGAGCCCUGGUACUGUGCCCCACUUCCAUGGCUUGUUCCCCGACCCCUCCAGGUUUCUGGGGGCGCUGCUAUCCCGCGUGCGCGCUUCCCCCCACAUCAGCGACCUGUGUGACGUGGUGCAUGAGCAUGCCGUGGGCCCCUUCUCGGUGUACGUGGAUUACGUGCGGAACCAGCAGUACCAGGAGGAGACCUACAGCCGCCUGAUGGACACGAACGUGCGCUUCUCCGCCGAGCUGCGGCGCCUGCAGAGCCUCCCCAAGUGCGAGCGGCUGCCGCUGCCGUCCUUCCUAUUGCUGCCUUUUCAGCGCAUCACCAGGCUCCGGAUGCUGGUGCAGAAUAUCCUGCGGCAGACAGAGGAGGGGUCCAGCCGCCAGGAGAACGCCCAGAAAGCCCUGGGUGCUGUCAGCAAGAUCAUUGAGCGUUGUAGCGCCGAGGUGGGGCGCAUGAAGCAGACGGAGGAGCUGAUCCGACUCACUCAGAGGCUGCGCUUUCACAAAGUCAAGGCCCUGCCCCUGGUGUCCUGGUCCAGGCGCCUGGAAUUGCAAGGGGAGCUGACCGAGUUAGGGUGCCGGAGGGGGGGUGUGCUGUUCACCUCGCGCCCCCGCUUCACCCCCCUCUGCCUGCUGCUCUUCAGCGACCUGCUGCUCAUCACUCAGCCCAAGAGUGGGCAGCGGCUGCAGGUCCUGGACUAUGCCCAUCGCUCCCUGGUCCAGGCCCAGCAGGUUCCCGACCCGUCUGGACCCCCGACGUUCCGCCUCUCCCUCCUCAGCAACCACCAGGGCCGCCCCACCCACCGGCUCCUCCAAGCCUCAUCCCUAUCGGACAUGCAGCGAUGGCUGGGAGCCUUCCCUACCCCUGGCCCCCUUCCCUGCUCCCGAGACACCGUCUAUGACAACUGUGACUGUUCGCAGGACCUGUGUUCAGAGCCUUCGGCACCGGCCAGGACUGAGGUACGGCGUCUGGAGUCCAGGGCUCUGCCCAGACACCUGCACAAGAGCCCCGAAGGCUGGCUAAAGGGCUUUCCUGGGGCCUUCCCUGCCCAGUUGGUGUGUGAAGUCACAGGGGAACACGAAAGGAGGAAGCACCUUCGCCAGCACCAGAGGCUCCUCGAGGCCGUUGGGCCCUCUUCAGGCCCCCCCAGCGCUCCCCCACCCUAAGGCCGGCCGGGGGGCAGUGGGUGGUGGUGCACAGGUUGGGACAGCUGGCACGUGGCAAAGGGAGGGCCAAGCCCAUCCAUCCAUUGGAUUCGCUGUCAGUGGAAACGCUACCUCUAUUGGCAACCAAUAGGGACGGAGCUUCUGGAGAGGGCAGCCAAUGAGCACCCAGGAAAGAGAAUAAGGGCGGCUUGAGUGAGUGGCCAAUGGAGACAGACUUAGUGCAGAGCAGCCAAUGGACGCUGAGCUGGCCGAGCCCCUGGCCAAUGAGUAUCGCUGCUCCACUCAGAGCCAAGGAAGACCAAGCUCGGUCAGUAAAGUUUUAAGAAGGGCUUCGCCGGAGAUCAAGUCGGGAUAAAAUAGCCAGCGGCGAUGAGCAGGGCGCCAUCUGGCCACCGGAGAUGGGGGUCUGGGCUCCGGAGACCGGUAGUGUCCCGGCCCGGUUCUCCAGCCACAGCUGUCCUGCCUUUUGAGUCUGGGAAGCUUUAGAUUCCUUUCCUGGGGUGCCUCCUGUGCCCUCUCAAGCCACUUCCUCUCUUCUAGAAGACUCCAGAGUGUGUGUCUCAGAACCUGUGUGUGCGCCCGUGUAUCAGGAUGUAUCAGGGAAGGUGAUUCUGCUGAACAGGGUGUAUGUGUGUAGUCUUGCCUCCAACCAGGUGGUCAAGUGCUCCCUGUCUCCCCUUGCCCCCUGUUUUCCCCAUUAUUCUCUCCAAGGAGGCAGGAGGUCUGAGAUGUGCUGGGUGUGGCUUGCCAGGCAGCUAGAGGCUAGAGCUGGGGGUGAGAGGACAUGGCGCUGGGCCAGAGGUCCAUAGCCAACGGCUGCGGCCUGAAGCUCCCUGAAGCUUCUUUGCCCAAAACUUGGCCUCCAACCUGAACCGUAUCCAGUCAUGAGCUCCAGCUGUGGGCUUCAGACUGGCUCCGGGUCUGGGUGAAGAGACAGGAGCUGUGGAUGACGGCAGCGCAGGCCAGUGAGCCUCCCCGCCUUCAUCGAGGCUCUCUCACAGAGACACUGGGCCAACCUGUGGGGAGAGAACAAAGAGCCAGUGUGACUCCCCAGCCCCCUCCAGAGCAUCUCCUUCCAGGGGAGAAACCGCCCUGGAGGAUGCCAGAAGGAGAGGAGGGAAGGAGCCAAAGCCGAGCAGACAGUUGCUGGCGAGGAGGGGGGCCCAGGCCUGGCACCAGGCCUCCCCUGAGCUAGAUCAUCACACUGUCCCUUCUGCUCAUGGGUGGCAACUGGCCCAGGACAGCAACUGCCAUGCCAGCCACAGGAGGUGGAAGGACUCUGGGAGACUCAGAGGGAGAAAGGGACUGGCAUUUGGCCGUCCAGGUUUGCACGGUGCCUGGCAUGUGUGAACCCCUCAAUAAAUGUUGGUGGACCUGUA
Messenger RNA from Suricata suricatta (meerkat), 4288 nucleotides. RefSeq names its product Rho guanine nucleotide exchange factor 15 (gene ARHGEF15). Gene Ontology annotation, biological process: activation of GTPase activity. The transcript has 15 exons. The record is from RefSeq and is a predicted model, not a curated record. Bases 210 to 2909 code for a protein of 899 amino acids. Gene Ontology annotation, molecular function: guanyl-nucleotide exchange factor activity. Lineage: Eukaryota; Metazoa; Chordata; Mammalia; Carnivora; Herpestidae.